UUCUUCCACAGAAACUUGAGAUCCCACAACGUCGACCGACAGCACCGACCGUCAUGGCUCCCUCCGCAAUCCAGAAAGCAGCACCACCCGCUAGAAAGGGGGAAACCUUGCGCGGCAAGGCAAAGGAAAAGGAUGUGCGCAUCUCCAACAUCAUCGCGGCGAAAGCCAUCGCAAACGCCAUCCGCACGAGUUUGGGACCCCGCGGCAUGGACAAGAUGAUCCAACAAGGCAAUGGCGAAGUGAUCAUCUCCAACGACGGCGCGACGAUCUUGACCCAAAUGCAAGUGUACCACCCCACGGCCAAGAUGCUUGUGGACUUGUCCAAGUCGCAGGACAUUGAGGCCGGCGACGGCACCACCAGCGUGUGUGUGAUUGCGGGGGCGCUCUUGUCUGCAUGCGAAGACUUGUUGGAGAAGGGCAUCCACCCCACGCACAUCUCGGAAGCAUUCGGGAUCGCCUCCAUCAAGGCGGAACAGAUUCUCACGGCGAUGUCCCGCCCGGUGGACUUGGCCAACCGCAACGAACUCAUUCAGUGCGUGACGACGUCGCUGUCGUCCAAGGUCAUCUCCGAGUACUCGGACCGCUUAUCUCCCAUCGCCGUGGAUGCCGUGUUGAACGUGAUCGACAUUGCCACCGCCACGAACGUCGACCUCCGUGACGUGAAGGUGGUCAAGCAGCUCGGCGGCACCAUCGACGACUCGCAACUGAUCAACGGGUUGGUCUUCUCCAAGGGCUUUGAAAAGACGAGCGGCGUGGACAUGCCCACGAUGAUUGAAAACGCCAAGAUCGCAUUGAUCCAGUUUUGCUUGUCGGCGCCCAAGACGGACAUGGAGAACAACGUUGUAAUCAACGACUACUCGGCGAUGGAUCGCAUCCUCCGCGAAGAGCGCAAGUACAUUUUGAACCUGUGCAAGCAAGUCAAGAAGGCUGGCGUCAACGUACUGCUGAUCCAAAAGUCCAUCUUGCGCGACGCGACCAACGACUUGAGUUUGCACUUUUUGGCCAAGAUGGGUAUCCACGUGAUCACUGAUAUUGAGCGCAACGACAUUGAGUACAUCAGCACGACGCUCGGCUGCCUCCCCGUCGCGCACAUCGAGUCUCUCACACCCGACAAGCUUGGCACGGCCGGCCUCGUACAGGAAGAAUCGCUGGGAGGCCACAAGGUGGUCAAGAUCACGGAAGUGGUCAAGCCAGGCAAGACCAUGUCCAUCUUGGUGCGCGGAUCCAACAAAUUGGUGCUGGAAGAGGCCGAGCGCUCGCUGCAUGAUGCGCUGUGUGUGGUCCGGUCGUUGGUGAAGAAGCGCUUCCUCAUUUGCGGCGGCGGGGCCCCUGAGAUCGAGGUGGCGCUGCAGUUGGCCGAGUAUGGCCGCACGCUGGAAGGCACGGCGGCGUACUGCUUACAAGCGUUUGCCGAUGCGCUGGAAGUGAUCCCGUACACACUGGCGGAGAACGCGGGGCUGCACCCGAUCGGCAUCGUCACAGAACUCCGCGCCAAGCACGCGGCGGGCGACAAGGCCGCGGGCAUCAACGUCCGGAAAGGCGGUAUCAGCAACAUGUACGACCUGAACGUGCUGCAGCCGCUGCUGGUCAACACGAGCGAGAUCAGUCUGGCGGCUGAAUGCGUGCGCAUGAUCCUCAAGAUUGACGACAUUGUCAUGGUGCGUUAGAGCAGCGUACGUAGGUGGGGGUAUAAGCAGGUGAAGGAGAUGACACUAAGUCGCAUGGGUUUGUGUGACACUGUGGCUACCACAGUGUAAAAGAGAUAAGUUUAUCUCGAUCGCAAAUGACAGUAAUUACUGUAAUGCCAACCGCACCAGACCUACGGCACAUGUAUUAGUCCAG
Aphanomyces astaci is the source of this 1842-nucleotide messenger RNA. Its product is annotated as T-complex protein 1, delta subunit. The record is from RefSeq and is a predicted model, not a curated record. The transcript has 5 exons. Lineage: Eukaryota; Oomycota; Saprolegniomycetes; Saprolegniales; Verrucalvaceae. Gene Ontology annotation, molecular function: ATP-dependent protein folding chaperone; ATP hydrolysis activity; ATP binding. Bases 54 to 1667 code for a protein of 537 amino acids. Gene Ontology annotation, biological process: protein folding. Gene Ontology annotation, cellular component: chaperonin-containing T-complex.